AUGACGAGUGCCCCAAGGAUUAGCACCGGGUGGCGACUACAGCAAUUCGGUGAAGAGAACGGACAGGGAAACGAUCGCUCGAAACGCCGAAGUCAGUCAGCCUCGCCGGUACGUUUCCGCGCGCCGAGCAAGCGUUACAACAACAUCGUCUGGUUCAAAAGCACAGCAUUGGACGACACGUUAAAGCAGGGCUACGGACUUGCGUGGCUCGUGAGAGGGGGCAAGCUUCUUUAUCGUCGGUUGAGCCAGAGCAAAAUGAAGCGUUACUUAUUAACGCUAUUAACGGUUGAGAUCCACUGGUUGUUCUAGGAAUGCACAGUAGCAGCGGAUUAAUAACACGUUAAUAGUCAACCGAUUAAAUACAAAC
Phytophthora nicotianae INRA-310 is the source of this 367-nucleotide messenger RNA. RefSeq lists its product as hypothetical. The record is from RefSeq and is a predicted model, not a curated record. The transcript has a single exon. Bases 1 to 309 code for a protein of 102 amino acids. Lineage: Eukaryota; Oomycota; Peronosporomycetes; Peronosporales; Peronosporaceae.